AUGUCCUCCACCACCAGCUCAGCCGCCCCCUCCGCCUCGGGCAAACCCCGCGAACGGCCCCUCCACGAACUGCUCUCGCGCGACAUGGUCGACAUCUACGUCGGGCCCGACAACACGCACUGGAUCCUGCACGAAAAACUGCUCUGCCACCGCAGCAAAUUCUUCCGCGAAAUCUUCUACCCCUCCAAACCGUCGUCCUCCUCCAAGAACUCCGCCUACGGCUUGCCGGACGAGAACGACGAGCCGUUCAGGCUGUUCGUCGGAUGGCUGUACGCGGCGACCAUCCCGCAGCCGAGCGAGGAGAAGGAGCUGGCGACGAUGUUCGACCUGUACCUCAUGGCGGAGAAAUGGGAGAUCCGCGCCUUGACGGUGGAUGUGCUGGAAGCCGUGCGGAAAUACUACCACGACUCCGAUACCUGGCCGGGUCUCCGCCGCGUGCAGUACAUCUACGCCAACACGGAGCCGGAGAGUCCGAUGCGGCAGCUGCUGGUGAGUUGUGUGGCGCGGAUGUUGAUUACGGGGGAUAGCAUGCCGGCGCAUUGGGAGCGCGCGUUGAGGAAGAACGGGCAGUUGGCGGUGGAUAUUAUUUUGUGUGUGCAGAAGUGGCGGAUUGAGCCCGAGAGUGUGCCGGAUACGAGGCAUGGGAGUAUGGGGGAGAUUGUGGAUGAGGCGGAGGUGAAGAAGGAGGAGAGGGCGGAGGAGGAGGCGAAUGGGGAGAUGGAGAAUGGGCAUGAGGAGGAGGGCGAUGAGACGGUGGUGAAGAAUGAAGCAGAUGAGUGA
Molecule: messenger RNA, 780 nt
Organism: Saxophila tyrrhenica
Lineage: Eukaryota; Fungi; Ascomycota; Dothideomycetes; Mycosphaerellales; Extremaceae
Exons: 1
Coding region: 1-780 (259 amino acids)
Molecular function (GO): protein binding
Source: RefSeq, a predicted model, not a curated record